Molecule: messenger RNA, 1040 nt
Organism: Plutella xylostella (diamondback moth)
Lineage: Eukaryota; Metazoa; Arthropoda; Insecta; Lepidoptera; Plutellidae
Biological process (GO): regulation of alternative mRNA splicing, via spliceosome
Cellular component (GO): nucleus
Molecular function (GO): single-stranded RNA binding
Source: RefSeq, a predicted model, not a curated record
GUGUCACACUCACACUCACUACAUAUUUUUUAAAUUUGUUUUAAAAUUUUAAUUAUUUACAAAACCACAAUACCUAAAUAGAUUAAAAGGUUUAUAAUGAUUGAAGAAAAUAAUAAAACACUGUGGUGUGGUAACCUUCCGGAGCAAGCAACAGAAGAAUUGUUGUACGAACUAUUUUUGCAGGCUGGCCCAUUAGAGAAAGUAACAAUACCGCGAGACAGGGACGGCAGACAAAAGAACUUCGCGUUCGUAACCUUCUGUCACGACGUGUCUGUCCCUUACGCUAUCCAGUUAUUCCGCGGGACUUCCUUGUUUCACCGCACACUGACGCUGCAGUGCCGCGCCGGGAUGGCGCUGCUCCCGCCGCCGAUCCGCUGCACCACUCUCGACCAAUCAUUUGACUUCCUCGCCCAGACAAAUGUCAAGCAGCAGUUUGCAGACAUGACCAGGAACAUCAAUGAACACGAACAGAGAUUGAUUUACGCAACGAGGCAGCUGCAAGGUGGUGAGUUGGUGAUGGCGAGCUUGCAAGGUAACUGGUCGGCACCCAGACAUCACCCAUACAGGAAAGAUGAUAGGAGACAUGGCAAAGAUGAUUAUAAAAGCAGAGACGGACAGAAUAGGGAUGGAAAUGCAACUAAACACUGGAGAGACAGACGAAAUCAUUCUAAUGGGGGAAGGUAUAAUAAUAGAAAUACUAGAAGAAGAGAUUAAGUUGCUCAUUUUGAUUAAAUAACUUGUUAAAAAAACAUUCACACAUACAAGUGUGGUUGUAAAACUGUUUGAACACCUGUGAAUAUGAAGGUGAGUUUUCUGAAAAUUACUCAAAUUGCAUCAGAAGCAAGAAGUUAAACAAUGCAUUAUUAAAAUACAAAGUGAGUUUAAAACAUUUUAAUUAUGAUUUAUUUUUAAGUAUAUUACAUAAGCAUGGAUAGAUGUAAUUUUAUAGUGGCCAUAUUCUGUGGCUACAUAAUAAUAUGAUGUAAAGACAGGCAUUUCAGUUUCUUCCAAAUAAAUAAUUUAUCUUUGUACUUAUGUAA